This is a messenger RNA of Dibothriocephalus latus, 510 nucleotides long. The record is from the annotation of a GenBank genome assembly. Lineage: Eukaryota; Metazoa; Platyhelminthes; Cestoda; Diphyllobothriidea; Diphyllobothriidae.
AUGAAGGGCAUUGAGCAUCCUGAGCUAGCCGAAACUGAGUGGCUCCUCAUGGAUAUGACCGAACAUCUGAACCAGCUGAACGUUAAAAUGCAAGGCAAUGAAAAUGCAGUGUUCUCCCUUCAACAAGCCGUGUUUGCCUUUGAAAACAAGGCUGUCCACGCCCUGAAGGAUCGGAAUCAAUUUUCAUCUCUAUCCUCUGAAGAAAAGAACACACUUGAGAACUUGAAAAAUGAUGAAAAUAUAAUCAUACUUCCGGCAGACAAGGGAGGCUCAACUGCUAUCUUGAACAAAUCGGACUACAAACAGAAAAUUUUAUCACUAUUAGAAGAUAGCUCAACAUAUAAGACUUUUCCCACGGACCCUACCAAGAAGCAAAUGUCAUCUAUUGACAAAGUGCUGAAACGCCUUAAGGAGACGAAACAACUGUCAGGAGGUGUCGCAAAGAGCCUGAAACAAUCCAAGCCAACCAUCGCGAAGAUCUACGGAUUACCCAAAGUUCACAAACCGUAA